CGGGCCGCCCUGCUCCGUGUGCUGGUGCUGCUGGCUCUGGCCGUGCUGGGGGGUGGGGCGGGGGCUCGCAGGGGGGGCGGCUUGAGUGCCCUGCCGGCCCCUGGGCCCUGCCCCUGGUGGGGGCUGCCCCACAUGCUGCACCCGGAGCUGCCCCUGCACCUGCUGGAGCUCGCCCGGCCGCUACGGGCCCGUCUACCGGCUCCGCUUCGGGACCAAGGUGAGCGGGGCCGGGACCCCGGAGCCCCCUUCCUUCCCCCCUAUGUGCUGGUGCUGAACAGCGUGGAGUCCAUCCGCCAGGCGCUGACCCAGAAAUGGUCCGAUUUCGCCGGGCGCCCCCCCAGCUUUGUCGCGGAUCUCAUCUCCCUGGGGGGCCACGAUCUGUCCUUGGGUGACUUCACCCCCAGCUGGCGGCUGCAGCGCAAAGCAGCUCACUCGGCCCUGGCCCGCGCCCAGCGCCUGCAGCUGGACCCGGUUCUGGGGGCCCAGGCGGCUGCACUCUGCCAGGUGAGGGCUUCGCUUCGACCCCCCAGGGGCCCCCUAAGCGCAGGGAAAUACCACCCUGUUUUCCGUAGCUAUGGGGGGGCCUCUGUGGACGUGGCCCAGGACUUCUCACUGCAGACGUGUCGCACCAUCUGCGCCCUGGCCUUCGGCCCCAUGAUGCCGGACGCCGCCACCACCCGGGACAUCCAGGCCUGUAUCACGGAGCUGGUGGAGCUGUGGGGCCGGGGCGCCGUGCGGGCGCUGGAUGCGCUGCCCCUGCUCCGGACCAACCGAUCACGCCGCCCUGCUCACCUGGGCCAAGGCCUUCCUGCUGCCCCACCCCCAGGUGAGCCCCAAACCCCCUGUACCCCCAAACCUCCCCACGGCGCCCUGCUCACCUGGGCCGUGGCCUUCCUGCUGCACCACCCCCAGGUCCAGGACGGGAUCCACGCGGAGCUGCAGCGGGUGCUGGGCCCCGAGCGCCCCCCCAGCUAUGGGGACCGGGAGCGGCUGCCCCUGCUCAGCGCCACCAUCUCCGAGACGCUGCGUCUGCGCCCCGUGGCGCCCCUCGCCCUGCCCCACAGCACCACGCGGGACACCAGCCUCUUGGGCUUCGCCAUCCCCAAGGGAACCACCGUGAUCCCCAACCUCUUCGCCGCCCACCACGACGCGGGCACCUGGCACCGCCCCCUGGAGUUCAGGCCAGGGGUCCCCUGA
Chelonoidis abingdonii (Abingdon island giant tortoise) is the source of this 1197-nucleotide messenger RNA. The record is from RefSeq and is a predicted model, not a curated record. Lineage: Eukaryota; Metazoa; Chordata; Testudines; Testudinidae.